CCACGCCUGUUGUUGUGGCGUCUGCCCUUUUCGCUCUCUCUCUCUCUCUCUCUCUCUCUGUUGCUGCUAUCCGCCGCCUCCCCUUUUCUCUGUCUUCCUCACCCACCCCCUUUCUCUCCGUCUCCCUCGUCCCUACACCUCCAGUCUGCUUCUGUUGUCUCGGCGGAUUGUUGGGCUGUGGGAGAGAAAGGAUAUCGCGAGUAUUGGAGUUUUGGUGAGAGUUUGUGGAAGAUGGCGCCUGUUGUGACAGGGAAGUUCGGGGAGCGCCCUCAGCCACAGCGCCUAACGAGAGAAGCGAUGAGGAAUUACCUGAAGGAGCGAGGUGACCAAACUGUCAUGAUCCUGCAUGCAAAAGUUGCACAGAAAUCCUAUGGCAAUGAGAAAAGGUUCUUCUGCCCUCCUCCCUGUGUUUACCUGAUGGGCAGCGGCUGGAAGAAAAAGAAGGAGCAGAUGGAGCGAGACGGCUGCUCUGAGCAGGAGUCGCAGCCUUGUGCCUUCAUCGGCAUUGGCAACAGCGACCAAGAAAUGCAACAACUUAACUUAGAGGGAAAGAAUUAUUGCACAGCCAAAACCUUGUACAUAUCCGAUUCCGACAAGAGAAAGCACUUCAUGUUGUCUGUCAAAAUGUUCUACGGCAACAGCGCAGACAUCGGUGUCUUCCUCAGCAAGAGGAUCAAAGUCAUCUCCAAGCCCUCUAAAAAGAAACAGUCCCUGAAAAACGCUGACUUGUGCAUCGCAUCAGGCACCAAGGUGGCGCUGUUCAACCGGCUGCGGUCCCAAACAGUCAGCACACGCUAUCUACACGUGGAGGGCGGCAAUUUUCACGCCAGCUCCCAGCAGUGGGGCGCCUUUUACAUCCACCUGUUGGAUGACGAGGAGUCAGAAGGAGAAGAGUUCACUGUGAGAGAUGGUUACAUCCACUACGGCCAGACAGUCAAGCUGGUUUGCUCCGUCACCGGCAUGGCCCUGCCCAGACUGAUCAUCCGUAAGGUGGACAAGCAGACGGCGCUGCUGGACGCCGACGACCCCGUCUCCCAGCUCCACAAGUGUGCCUUCUACCUGAAGGACACAGAACGCAUGUACCUGUGCCUUUCCCAAGAAAGGAUCAUCCAGUUUCAAGCCACUCCAUGCCCAAAGGAACCAAACAAGGAGAUGAUCAACGAUGGCGCCUCUUGGACAAUCAUCAGCACAGACAAGGCCGAAUACACUUUCUACGAGGGCAUGGGCCCUGUCCACUCGCCUGUCACCCCUGUGCCUGUGGUAGAGAGCUUACAGUUAAAUGGUGGUGGUGAUGUCGCCAUGUUGGAGCUGACAGGACAGAAUUUCACUCCUAAUUUGCGGGUCUGGUUUGGAGACGUUGAGGCUGAGACCAUGUACAGGUGUGCGGAGAGCAUGCUGUGCGUGGUACCCGACAUCUCCGCCUUCCGCGAGGGCUGGCGCUGGGUGCGGCAGCCCGUCCAGGUGCCCGUCACGCUGGUUAGGAACGACGGCAUCAUCUACUCCACCACACUGACCUUCACCUACACGCCGGAGCCCGGGCCGCGGCCACACUGCAGCGCCGCCGGGGCCAUCCUACGGGCCGGAAACUCCAGCCUGCUCAGCAACAGCAGCCAGGAGGCGGGCCCCGGCGUCUACGGCCCCAACAGCACCUCCAACGCGGGAGUCACAUCCUCAUCCUCCACCGCUGCAGCUGUGGUCUCCUAACGCACACAGGGGGCCACUCCAUACGAUAUGCCUUGAGAGCAAAUGUACCACAAGGUAUAUAAAGACUAUAUGGGAAAUAAUAAACAAAAACUGACUCACUCUAAAGUGCUGCGUUUCUAAUUUUGGAUACAAAGAAGCUGAAACGGAAAAAAAAAAUUGUUGGGAGAACGGAGUGAACGCAGGGGAAAUUUGAAGGAGGGAGUGACAUCACCAUGUUCUCAGCCAACGGGAAUAAGCGAAGGUGCUCCUUGACACGCACCCCCCCCACCCCCCACCCUCCACCCUCCCCUCUCCUGUGGUUACUUUAGGGACCUGCCUAUCCAGUUCUGGUGUUUGGAAUGAGUGAAGUUCCUGCAGGCUCAGAGCACCAGCACCUUUCUAUGGCUGCGAGAACGGGGAACCACCACGACAAUACAUCCUCCGUGUACAAAAAAUUCUCUUGAAAGGAAAGUAUAUUUUUUGCGCCGCCCUGCUCCCCCCCCUCCUCUCAACUCCCUCCCACCACUUGUUUUAUAAUUAUUCCUUUUUGUUUCGUGUUAUUUUGCCUUCAUUUGUUGUUUCCUAAAGGGAAGGCUGGGGAGGAGGGGGGGCUGGAUGUAUUGUUGUUGGAGGGAGCGUAAGGAUGCAGAGGGACACACAUAAAACGUGACGAUAACAUAGUUUUUAUGGACCAAGGAUCAUGUAUAAGCUUUAGUAAAGGUACAUUUUUCUCCAUACCUUUUUUGUAUUAAACAUAUAGUACACUUUUGUUACCAAAUAGUUUCUAUUCUUCCUCUGAGCUUGGGCUUUGUUUUCCCCCUUUGAGGUCCAAAAUCACAAUCUGUAUGUUAUUGCGACCUUACUACAAAUGCUUGCGUUCUUCAGUCUUUGGAUUGAACUUGUUUCGAUUUUUUUUUUUUUUUUUUUUUUUUUUUUUUUUUAUACUCUUGCUUCUUCUGUUGGGGAAAAAAAUAUCUGAAGUCUGGGCUGUUUAUUUACUUAAGCGAAGGUGGUGUUUUUUUUAUCAUUUUAAAUUGGGGAAUAACCUCAGAGGGCCUAUGUUUUAUCAUUGGUUUUUAUGAAGUCUUUAAAAACAAAAGCUUUAAGCAACGCCUCUGCCUUGCCUGCAAUAUUCUAUGUGCGCUAUGUCUCCUUUGAAAGUGAACACAUCAAGUACAUCUCACAUGGAGCCAUAGCAACAUUUGCAGAUUACAUCAAAAACUAGACUUCCGUGAUUACGAAAUCGAGUCAGUUUGUCAUUUUCAAACUAUUGUAACAACAUUGUAGUCAUUGACUUAAAAAGGAUAGCCUUAGUACUGUAUAUUCUUACUGUGUACACAGUCAGACGUGUCGCAUAUCUAAUAUCAUGUAUCUGUUGCUCUAUUGGUCACUGUCAGCGUAUCAGAUAAUGUAGUGAAACUUUUCUCCACACCGAGCGAGGUGUCUUCCAGUGUGUGCUGUAAUUCUGGUGGCAUUUAACUCCAGCGUUUUUUGUUUUAUUUUUUGUAAUUUUUUUUUUUUUUUCCAAAAAAGAUGGACACUUUUCAAUUUGAUGUGGCCUUACUGAAAACUUCAAUUACAAAACAAACACGAAAAAACCUUUUUCUUAUCUGCUGUUUACUCACCUUGGAAGAACCUUUGCAUAGCACAAAAAACAAGCUAAUGCCUCGCUUCUUAUCACAUGGAGCUCCGCUGUUUCGAGCUCACUGCUGCGGCUCCAGAACCACCUGUUCAUGCAAAGCAGCCUUCUGAAGGAUCACUCAGCCUUCAUUUUCUGGUGUACAAGUAGAAAUAAGCCUGUUUUUUUUUUUUUGUUUUUUGGUUAUUCUCAUGCGGUGCCCAGCACUGUUUCACUUUUGGUACAAUGUCUCAUGACGAGCGCUGUUGAGCUCUUUUCAGCCUUUUGUUUUUGUUAGAUCUCCUGUGGUUUAUGAUUUUAGCAGAAACAAACGUGUGUACAUUGAGUAGUUGCACUCAUCUGUGUUCAUGGCAACUUCGUCUCCUGUAGGAGUAUAAAAGGCCUUCUAAAUGUGUAUUAUUGAAGAUGUGCAUUUCCAAACAUAACAGCAAUAUUGUACAGGUCAUUUCAUUGUCUUUGUCCGCCUGAGCACUAGUUCACCAGCCAGCAAAUGUGUGCGUGUGAGUGCGUUAGUGUGUGUGACUGUCGUAUGUAGUUGCUGUAAUGGAAUAUUGAGUCAGACUCGCUCCAUUUCAACUGCUCUCCAAAAAUCAAGAAAGAGAAAAAAAAAGAAAGAAAGAAAGAGAGAAAAGGAAAGCCUUGAGCAUUCACAGGGUUUUUCUGUCUUCCACCAGGAUCCAAAUGUCUGAUAAUUGUGGAUAAACAUUCAAAGGCAAUACUUGUGAUUUUAGUAUUACAUUACUGUAAACACUUCCUGGGAAAAAGAACAACGAUACUGUAACAUGAAUGUCUGCUUAAUGAAGUAUUUCCAAGUUUUUCGUAAAAGCAAAACCUUGAAAUAGGAAGAAAAAAGGAUUCACUUGCAGCCCAAUGUAAAAAAAAACAAAAGAAAAGGAAAAAAAAAGAAAAAAAAAGUUUUGUCCCCCAUCUCGCCAACCUUGCCCGCCUGUCAGUCAUUAAUGUUAAAUGUUUUAUAUUGUAAUAUUGAUAUUUUUUUAAAUUAUUGGUACAAAGUUUCCCCUUGUCUAAUGUCAAAAAAAAGUGCAUUAUUGCCCGUGCUGCCUAGGUUGGCCUGGGAGUGUAUUUUUUUUCCCUUAAAGAGGCCACUUCCUGUCUGUCCGGGAACCGUCGAGGAGUUGGUGCUGCAGCGGUUGUGUAGCGUCCAAACCCAAACAUUUUUCGCGCUUCAUCACACUGAACUCUUGUGACGAACCUGAACCCUUUACUCUGCAGGAUGGAGGUCACAAAAUCUUUAACAAUAGAUUUGUAACCUGAGUGGGUUUUUUUUAUGUUCACUAGCUCUAAAUUCAAUGAGUGUUUUUUUUUUUUUUUUUUUUUUACAUCUGCAUUAGCAUCACACACACCCCGCCCCCACCCCUGCAAGCUUGGAUAUUUUUGGGUUUUUGUUUACACGUCGAGUCGCCUCUUUAGGCUAACCACCACUGGCUCCUCUGCAUCAUCUCCUCAUGCAAGUCUGAAUGGAGCAGCUUUGUCACACUUACUCAUUUUAGUAAAAGGGGGUGAUGCAUGCUUUUUUCUUUUUUCUUUUUCUUUUUUUAAAUAAUAAAAAAAAAAUGUGUCGCCUUGACAAUCCGAACUGGUAUACAGUUUGUCUUUCUCUUCAGAGUUUUAAGAGAUAGGGAGGAAUACAGAAUAACUUGAUAACAUGCCUCGUUCAUUAAGGGGAUAAGCAGUUAAAAAUGAAAAUAAUGUUACAAACUGACUUUAAAAUGCGCACGCUGUAUUAACCUGGCGACAAAGCUUUCAGAGAGGAAAAAAAAAACAAAAACCAAGCGCCAUCUCAUUAUAACUCAGUAACUGGUUUCUUUCUCUUUGUGUGUCUGGUCAUACUUGUUUUGCUCUUCCAAAAGCAGCUCUUCAUGUGUUUGUUGUUUUUUUUUUUUGUUUUUUUUUUUCUAUAAUGAGCUCUGAACAAUGUAUGUAUCCUCUAAUAUGCCAAAUGUCUUUUUAUAAUGUAGUUUUCAUGCACUGCUAAACAAAACAGGGCAGAGUGAGAGGCAGCUUUAAACAAAUAAAAAAACGGAGUGUGGAGCCCUUCUCUGUCGCACUCAGCCUUACUUUCUCCUUAAGACUAUUUGGCUGUUUGCACUACAGAGCGCUAACCUUUCUUUCUCUCUCACACAUUUCACCUUCACUUUUUAUGGCUCAUGUUUAUGUAUGUACAUUUGGAGUCCACCCCCCCCCCCCUUUUUUUGUUUUUAACAUGCAGCCUGUUGUGCUUACCUUUGCUACAUUUGGAUCACUUUUUUUUGUUUUCAUUUCCCCUAUUCUCCUCCUCCUCUUCUUCCUCUUCCUCUUCUUCUUCAUGUCCUUUCACUAUCUUUCACUCUCGCUGUAUCUGUGUAUUAUUCUAGUAAAUGGUAAGCAGAGGUGUCAUUGUGGUAGUAUACUCAGUGCUCAAAGGGUUGCUGAUGGUAGAAACCUGUGCCGUUUGUAACAUUUAGCAAUAACGUCAAAACAAAGGGGACGGUUUUUUGAUAACAUACGUUAGUUUGUUUUUGUACAUAUUGCAGCUCCAGGUCAUGCUCAAAUCUGUAUGUCAUUAAAAGAAGAAAAAAAAAGAGAAAAAAACUUGCAAUAUUGGCUUAAAAAUGAGAAAUAAAAAAGUGAUAUAAAAUCUCA
Molecule: messenger RNA, 5965 nt
Organism: Scatophagus argus
Lineage: Eukaryota; Metazoa; Chordata; Actinopteri; Scatophagidae
Gene: rbpjb
Product: recombination signal binding protein for immunoglobulin kappa J region b
Exons: 11
Coding region: 232-1704 (490 amino acids)
Biological process (GO): regulation of transcription by RNA polymerase II; Notch signaling pathway
Cellular component (GO): nucleus; MAML1-RBP-Jkappa- ICN1 complex
Molecular function (GO): DNA-binding transcription activator activity, RNA polymerase II-specific; RNA polymerase II cis-regulatory region sequence-specific DNA binding
Source: RefSeq, a predicted model, not a curated record